CCCACUUCCACUUUGAGAGACAGACAGAGUUGUCCCGGGCUUUAAACAUGAAGCACUACAUGCUGUUGUCGCUGUUGUUGGCGUUGGGGUGCGUGCACGUCCGCGGUGCACCAUUGGUACAGGAGGCCAUGGAGCAGGGGUCGUGUGAAGACGCGUCGGCAAUCGGAGCUGCAGGACUUGCUCUCACCAAGAUCAACCAGGACCGGCUGGAGGGCUACGUCUUCGCCCUGCACCGUCUGUCCAACGUGCACAUGACAAAACAUGGAGAGACCGGCUUGGUUUUCUACCUGACUCUGGAUGUUGUGGAGACCAACUGCAGUGUUCUCAGCAAGAUGGACUGGAAGGACUGUGAGGCUCGCCCCACCACUAACACACCGGUAUAUGGACAGUGCAAAGUGGCCAUCUUCAUCAGUAAGGUGCACAGAGUGGUGCGUCUCUACAAAUACGACUGUGUUUUCAGACCAGUUCCUGGAGCCAGGGUGAACAGGAUUUGUCCUGACUGUCCGUCUCUUAUCGGCCUGGAUAACGCUGAGGUCCAAAAGGCUCUGACUCUCUCGCUGGAGAAGUUCAACAGUGAGAGCGGAUUGUCCAAUCGUUUCGCUCUGCUCAAAGUCAACCGCGCUACCGCUGGGAUGGCCAUGUCGAUGUAUUACAAUGUAGAGUACACCAUCCACGAGACCACCUGCACCAACACCUCAGCAGCGACUGAUAAGUGCGAAAUCAUGGACUGCGAGUUCAAUCACAAGGGCUUCUGUAAGGCAUCGCUCUACUACUCUCCCAGUCGUGAGGCUCAAACCAGUGUAGACUGUGAAAUCUAUGAGCCAGAGGCUGCUGAGGCAGAGAAGAAACGCCACGUGUUGGGCGGAGAGGCCGACCACAGCCAUCAGGACACACACGCACACAGCAACGACCAUGACGUCAUGCACGCUGCCGACGGAGCGCACACACACGACCAUGACCACGACCACACCAAGAGCCACGCUCAUCACGACGAUACCCAGCAGCACGAUAACACCACCGAGCACCACCACACACACGACCACGAGGUGGGCAGCGGCCACAGGCACGCUCACGACCACUCCCACGACCACGGGCAUGGCCACGACCACGUGCACACUCACCACGCUAAGGCACACAACCACAGCACAGUCUUGACCAACCACCACCACGACUACAAGCACGCCGACAGCGUGCACACCCACGAGCACGACCACGAGCUGGCUCUAGACCACGACCACAAGCACGCUCACCUGCACGUACACGAGCACCACCACCAUCACCACGAUCACGUCCACGAGGCCACAGCCCACGACCACCCAGAGGGCAAGGUGACGUUUCUGCCCGCCAUGGAUCAGCCCGUGACCCUGCCUUCCUUCCCUGACAUCCCCGGUGGUGACCCUGAGGUGGGAGUCACUCUUCCCCUCAAGCCAGACCCCCAGAUCCCCGGACAGAUGGAACCCAUCAUCCAGGCCUUCCCCAUGGCGGUCUCAGCCAACUGCGCCCCUGCAGCGGCGGGAGACACCCUGGUGGAGCAAGUCUUCGCUGAGGACCGCACGUUCAAGCCAGCUAGGAUGAGUGUGUACCUUCUGGUCCUAUGUCUGGCUUUGCUGCAGCAGGGGGGGAGAGCCAGGCCAGACCCUCCAGGCUGCAAUAGCCCUGAAGCGGUGAGGGUGGCGGAAGAGGCCCUGGAGCAGAUCAACCAGGACCGGACAGAUGGAUACAUCCUGAGCCUCAACAGACUGUACGACCUCUCUCACACUCAUGGAAAGGAGAUAAGUGGGUCUUUCUACAAACUGACCAUUGAUGUCAUGGAGACCAGAUGCCCCAUCACCAGCAGGAAACCAUGGAAACAAUGUGAAGUGAGAGACAUUGGUGCUGUUCCGGUGUAUGGAGAGUGUGAGCUAUCGGCCUCUGUUGACUCUCAAGUCAAACUUCACAGCUACUCCUGUGCACGUCGUGAAGUUCCUGCCACUGCGGUGGUGGAUGUGUGUCCGGACUGUCCCACAGCUGAAAACCUCAACGAGCCCGUCGUCAAAGAGACAGCCAACCUCUCACUGCAGAGGUUCAAUGAAGAGAGCCGCCUGGCCAACUACUUUACUCUGGAGAACAUUACGAGAGCCAGUUCACAGUGGGUUGAUGGUCCAUCCUACUUUGUGGAGUUCACGAUCCUAGAGACGGUGUGUUCAAAGACGGCAGAUGCCAGUGAACCGAGCGACUGCCCACCUAUGGACUGUCAGUUUGCUCAUAGAGGCUUCUGUUUGGGCUCACACGUGGCCCACGAGGACCAGUUUGAAAUCAGACUGCCUGUCGGAAAGAAGGACAGCUCGUAUCGGGACCGCAAGCCCGUAGAUGUGAAGUGUGAGAUCUACGAACCACAGGCUGCCGCUGUGGAGGAGCAGGCCCACGCAAAAGCAGACGGUGAACACACUGGGCAUCAGCAUCACAACCACACACACCUGCACCCCCACGAGCACAUGCACUCAGUCACACCCAGCACAGGCUUCGCUGUCUCCGUGCCUCGGGGAACCCUCGGGACCGUGGUGGACCGGCCUGCCCCUCUCCGGUCUGCCGCGGCGGCAAGCUCAUGCCCCGGUCCGCACAGACACAAGCUGGGCUUGGACAGACUGAAGCUCUGA
Molecule: messenger RNA, 2636 nt
Organism: Anarrhichthys ocellatus (wolf-eel)
Lineage: Eukaryota; Metazoa; Chordata; Actinopteri; Perciformes; Anarhichadidae
Gene: fetub
Product: fetuin B
Exons: 14
Coding region: 48-2636 (862 amino acids)
Biological process (GO): negative regulation of endopeptidase activity
Cellular component (GO): extracellular region
Molecular function (GO): cysteine-type endopeptidase inhibitor activity
Source: RefSeq, a predicted model, not a curated record